UAGCGAUUCCUAAUAUUAACAAACCAUCACUUUCUAUUCUACAUCCAUCGGUACUCACUAAACUUUUAGUACGCAUAAAGUUGGAACUCCUUGUUUUCGCAAAGCAAUACAAUGCCGCAUUUAAUUAAAGAUUCGUCGGAUUUGAACAAUCAACUUAAAGAAGCUGGAGCAAAGUUAGUUGUGAUUGACUUUUUUGCAACUUGGUGCGGUCCGUGCAAAUUAAUUGCUCCAAAGCUUGAGGAAUUGGCAAAAGAAUACGAAGGGAGGGUUGUUGUAUUAAAGGUUGACGUGGAUGAAUGUGAAGAUAUCGCAAUGGAGUACAACGUCUCUAGCAUGCCAACGUUUGUAUUUAUUAAAGAAAGUAAACAAAUAAACUCGUUUGCAGGUGCAAACGGUGAGAAGUUAGCGGAUUUUAUUGCAAAAAAUGUAUAAAUGUAAAUUCUGACAACUUUUAUUAUGUAUUUUCUUAUUUUCAAUGGAUUUAGCAAAAUUUUGUACAUUCUUGUAUGCACCUCUAUUUUUCUCUAAUUGUUAAUUGUGAUCAAAUACAGAAAUUUGUAUAAACCAAUAAA
Messenger RNA from Anastrepha obliqua, 572 nucleotides. It is a transcript of the gene Trx2, whose product is annotated as thioredoxin-2. Bases 112 to 432 code for a protein of 106 amino acids. The transcript is spliced from 3 exons. The record is from RefSeq and is a predicted model, not a curated record. Gene Ontology annotation, molecular function: protein-disulfide reductase activity. Lineage: Eukaryota; Metazoa; Arthropoda; Insecta; Diptera; Tephritidae.